AUGGACAAGCUCAUCGAUGAGCGCUUCGAGCGCCUCGAAAAGGCACUCUCAGGCCUCAUCGAUUCGGUCACAAAGUACCAUCCGUCAAUGAACCUCGCUGAGGAACUCAUGGCCGCGGACGCAGAGCUAACAAAGGGCCUUGAGCAAGUACAAACCCACCAGAAUAACCACCUACGGAUACUCGAACUACGGCAAGCUUCUACCAGCCUUGACACGCAAAUACGCGACACCCUAACAAGUCUUUCCAAUACUCGCCGAGAUAUUGUCAAUACACAUACUACGAAAUUUCCCUCCAGCCCCAACUACCCCAUUGUGUACGAGGAACUACUCAGCUAUGCGCGGCGCAUCAGCAAAACGACAAUGCCACCAGCCGCCACGAUAAAUGCAUCUUUCCCUCCAUCCGGCUUGCAGAGCCCCACAGUGGGUGAAUCUCAGUCCCAGGCCGUGACGCCCGCGGCGACAACACCUGCAGCCGGCGCGACACCAGCCACUGCUGCGACGCCAGCCACUAGCACACCUCUACCGACGCAAAGCCCAGCUGCCAUCAAUGGCGUGGGCGGUACGCAUGGCGUCUCUCUACAGCAUUCUUCCCAGCAUCCACAUCAGGGCAGCUCCUCGGGCCCUUCGCUGCUGACGAGCCUGCCGGAACCCAUGGCGCAGUACCUGAAUCCGCUCUCGGGCCAGGUCUUCUUCCCGUGGCCGCAGGAGGACAAGAUCCGGUCCGGAUCUCUGGCAUCCAAUCAGAUCCUCGUCGAGAAGGGUAUCGAUCCGCGGGGCUUCGAUCCUGUCGCGGAGGAAGAGCGCAAACGGAAAGAGGAGGCGGACCGCAAGGAGCGUGAGGAGCGCGAGGCAAGGGAGCAAGAGGAGCGCGACAGAAUCAUGCGCGAGGAGAGAGAACGGCUGCGGCAAGAGCGUGAGCGUCAAAGGGAAAAGGAGCAGAACGAAUGGCGCAGGGCGAGCGUCAUUGCGGGCGCGGCCGACGCGCCGGGAGGUGCGGCGCCCAAGGGCCCCGAGAAGAAGCAGUUCCAAUUCACCAAUCUGGAUGAUUUGGACGAUGACGAUGAUGACGACUAG
Beauveria bassiana ARSEF 2860 is the source of this 1074-nucleotide messenger RNA. RefSeq names its product mediator of RNA polymerase II transcription subunit 4. The coding region runs from base 1 to 1074 and encodes 357 amino acids. The record is from RefSeq and is a predicted model, not a curated record. The transcript has 2 exons. Gene Ontology annotation, cellular component: mediator complex; core mediator complex. Gene Ontology annotation, biological process: regulation of transcription by RNA polymerase II. Lineage: Eukaryota; Fungi; Ascomycota; Sordariomycetes; Hypocreales; Cordycipitaceae. Gene Ontology annotation, molecular function: transcription coregulator activity.